Colletotrichum abscissum is the source of this 339-nucleotide messenger RNA. RefSeq lists its product as uncharacterized. Lineage: Eukaryota; Fungi; Ascomycota; Sordariomycetes; Glomerellales; Glomerellaceae. Gene Ontology annotation, cellular component: TIM23 mitochondrial import inner membrane translocase complex. The transcript is spliced from 5 exons. The record is from RefSeq and is a predicted model, not a curated record. Gene Ontology annotation, biological process: protein insertion into mitochondrial inner membrane; protein import into mitochondrial matrix. The coding region runs from base 1 to 339 and encodes 112 amino acids.
AUGCCUCCCGUUCCUGCGCAACAUGGUGGUGCCAUGGGCCCUGGAAUCGCCGACAAGAUGAAGAUGGGUGCCCUCAUGGGUGGAACUGUUGGAUCCGUCAUGGGCUUCGUUUUCGGCUCCGUUAACAUCAUGCGCUACGGUGCCGGCCCCAACGGCAUCAUGAGAACCCUGGGACAAUACAUGCUUGGUUCAGGAGCAACUUUCGGCUUCUUCAUGUCCAUCGGUAGUGUCAUCCGUUCCGAUGCUUCUCCCAUUGCCGAGGAGGCUUUCCGAAGGGCCAACCGAAGACCCAUCAUUAUGUACGGCCCCGGCUCCGAUUACGCGAAGCGCCAGCAAUAA